Aedes albopictus (Asian tiger mosquito) is the source of this 2168-nucleotide messenger RNA. Its product is annotated as transmembrane protein 26. The transcript has 7 exons. Lineage: Eukaryota; Metazoa; Arthropoda; Insecta; Diptera; Culicidae. Bases 18 to 1721 code for a protein of 567 amino acids. The record is from RefSeq and is a predicted model, not a curated record.
UUUAAAGUGCUAGGAAAAUGGCUAAACUGCUGGCAACCAUCAAGGCAAUCAUAACGCGCAUUAUUUUCAGUGCCCACGGGUUCAUAGCCAUCUGGCAAGUGACGCAAAAUAAAAAGGAUCCCCUGUACUGGUGUCUCUGCGUACCGAUUGGAGUGCUGUUUGUGGAAGGAAUAUUCACGCUGGCGAUUAAGAAAAACCAGGAAUGGCGCUGGUUUUGCCCAUCGGUGUUCAUCUACCUGUCCACCAUUGUACCUGCAAUAUGGCUUCUGGAAUUGGACAAACUGGAAAAACGCACCCUCUUCCAGGACCAGAUGCUGAACGAAACAAUAAAUUUUGCUGCCACGGUCGGCAAAGACCUGAAAGACCUGAACAAAAUGCUCGGUGUAAAAAUCCAGCUCCCGGAAAUUCAACUAAAUGCCGACACAUGGGUAACCCUUAUCGAGCAGUUCCUGAUGCUGGUGCUCAUCAUUGGCCGGUGGAUGCUACCAAAGGGGGACCUGACCCGGGACCAGCUGAGCCAACUGCUGCUGGUCUACAUCGGAACCGCGGCCGACAUAAUUGAGUUUUUCGAUUCUUUCAAAGAUAGCAAAAUUGCAAACGAACCGGUGCUGGUCCUGCUGACGCUGAGCAUUUGGUCCUGGAGUUUGCUGCAGUUUACGAUUGUCCUGUCGGCCACACGUGCCCGGAAACCGCGCGGGGGCGGAAGUGCUGCCGCCCAACGAGACGAGGACACCCAUUGUUGUAACAUGAGCUGCUGUAACAUCGACGUGUGGGGCAUUGCGUUGAACAUUCUGCUGCAGGAUGCCCCGUUUCUCACCUUUCGGCUUCUGAUUAUCAUCCACUACAAAAUUAUAACCUAUAUGAACAUUUUCUUCACAUGUAAAAACACAUUGGUUAUAUUGCUUCAGCUUUAUCGGCUGUACGUGGUUCAUUCGGAAAAUCGGAAGACGGCAUCGAAGAAGAAAAAGCAGCAGCUGCAGGGUAAGAAGCAGUCAUCUGGAGGUGGACCUGGUCGUCAUACGAAGCACCACAAGAAAACCAGCCGAAGAAAAGUUACGGAUUACAGUGACGAUGAAAUACACGAGAUGCGAAAGCUGAAGCAGCGCAAAGCAGCAAGUCUGUCGGCAAAAACACGCAAAGACACCGGCUACUCGACGGCCAGCAGCCAAACGACGGCCGAGCAGAAACAUUUGCGCAAAAAAGCAGCCGGAAAACGUUCGGUGGAGGAGGUGGACGACGAGGUGGCACUGGAGAUGGGAACGGCACGACGGGGCGGUGGAAAGAAAGGAAGCUAUCAGAGAAAGUUAAUGACCAGCAGCCAGGAGCGCGAAGUGGACGGUGACGGUCUGGAGGAGCUGGAAAAUGAACGGAAGCGGUCACGCAAUCGAAAGGAUGGCGGGAGAAGCGGUGAUAGGAAAAAGCAACACUCAAGUGGUCACCGAAACCGUCAUCAUGGGAAAAAGUUAUCCGAAGAUAACGUCUACGAUAGCAAGGAGAACAUUCGCGACCAUGAUGACGACGAUGAUGAUGAUGCCGAUAAUGGCAUAGUUGACAAAGCCGGCGGAAGACAUCACCACCAUGGCGGCGGUAGCGAUGAAAACGAUACUAGCGAAUUCGAAAUCAUUCACGAGAAGAGCCGCGGUGACAAGACCAAGCGGACGAAGCGGCAUCGGCGAGGAUCUGCGUCGAGUGCCGGGUCUACGUCUGGCUCCUAUGAGUAGAUUUGCUGCCAGAACGGCGGUGCCUCGGAAGUUGGAUUUAGAUUUGCCCGGCUGGAAUCGCCGUUUGUAACAACUUGGAACCAAAGAGGACAGUAAUGACGACGAAGAUGAUGAUGGCGACGAUGACUGCUCUUGUGUAGUAAAAAGGACCAUCGAGCGGUAGUAACAGUUUUUUUUUGCUGGCUGGCAGAGGCCGACCAAGGACCGGAAGUAACGUCGGAAAGCAUAUUAUUGCCGUCAAAAGUUGCGUCGAGUAGUAGUCUUUAUUUCGAAUGACGACGACGUCGAAGACGCGACAAGAUGAUGAGUUUUGUGGAUUUGCUUCGGAUGUUUGUUGUGUGCCUAAUAAAUUUGUGGCUCCUUUGAAAGAAACCAAGGAUGGAAUUUGAGGACGCCGCACGGCUGGAUGGCUGGCCGAUGGUUGUGGCUGUACGGUUUUAAUGAACA